AUGAUCAGCGACCGGCUUCUGCUUGCCGUCUACUUUUCCACCUUACUCACCACGGCUAUUGGCACCGAGAACUCGGAUGUGGAGACAAGAGCCCUGCGAGAUUUCUACUCCAAAAAUUCUUAUCCUUCCAGCGAAAAGGAACUGCUCGGAGCCCUGCACGAGGUGCUGAAGAAACUACAGACCAAACGGCUUCCAACCUGGGAGAAGAAAUAUGGACAAGGGCCACAGUGUUAUAUUGGGGAUGUGUGCGCAGUGAGAAAAGGACCCAGGAUUUGGAGAACCUGUAACUGCCAGAACUCUAAAUGUAACUACUUCCUCUUCAAAUGUGUGUAGAGAUCUGAAAAAAUAAAAUCAUUUCUAUUUUCAAUGGCUAAGUGAAGA
This is a messenger RNA of Hypanus sabinus (Atlantic stingray), 381 nucleotides long. Its product is annotated as cocaine- and amphetamine-regulated transcript protein-like. The coding region runs from base 1 to 333 and encodes 110 amino acids. Gene Ontology annotation, biological process: negative regulation of appetite; cellular response to starvation; positive regulation of MAPK cascade. The record is from RefSeq and is a predicted model, not a curated record. NCBI's taxonomy places the organism in Eukaryota, Metazoa, Chordata, Chondrichthyes, Myliobatiformes, Dasyatidae. The transcript has 3 exons. Gene Ontology annotation, molecular function: neuropeptide hormone activity.